GAAGAAUGGUGAAUAAGCAAGUGUCUGAUAACUCCGUCUUCUUCACCCUGGCCGAUGGGACGGGUCACGUCAAGGCGCGCGUCUGGUUCGAGAACGGCAUAGAUGUCAUGUGUUCAGCGAGCAUCAGUGAUGGCGUGUACGUCAAAUUAACCGGUCGCUUGCGUGCCGAGCUCGGCGUGCCCGUAGUUGCAGCCUAUUCAUUGAGUGUGGUAACAAAUUUCAACGAUAUCACUCAUCAUUUCCUGGACUGCAUCUAUGUUCAUCUGAUGAUGCAAAGCGACCAUGCUAAACGCGUCGUGCACUCUCUUGCUCUCGUCCCAUUUGCCCCAUCCGCACCGCUGGCUAGCACUGCACGCCGUGUCCCAGAGGUUGAUUAA
Molecule: messenger RNA, 377 nt
Organism: Triticum aestivum (bread wheat)
Lineage: Eukaryota; Viridiplantae; Streptophyta; Magnoliopsida; Poales; Poaceae
Product: replication protein A 32 kDa subunit B-like
Exons: 4
Coding region: 6-377 (123 amino acids)
Biological process (GO): double-strand break repair via homologous recombination; DNA replication; nucleotide-excision repair
Cellular component (GO): DNA replication factor A complex; chromosome, telomeric region; site of double-strand break
Molecular function (GO): single-stranded DNA binding
Source: RefSeq, a predicted model, not a curated record